GACAGCUGACAGAAGAGAUAAGCGUUAGGUAACCUGUAUAGCUCCCCCACUACUAGCUGCUGCUCCGAUAACCGAUAGGCAGAAAGGAUUGAUUCGCUGGAAUUCGGCGUCUACAUGGCGGUUCCACAAACCAGAUUACUGAUUAAUUCCAUUUCAUGUGCUACAAAUACGCCGUAGUAAUAGCAUUUUUGAUCAAUUUUUCAAUUUUAAAGUGUAGUGUAUCGUGUAUGGGAACAUCAUAAUCGUAGGGAGUUAUUAUAAAAUAUCGUGAUCUCAGAUCUGCGGAAUUGAAGUUAUCAUUACAAGAAGAUGAGUGCUCGAAACAACGGCCAUAAUGUCGACUGUCCACGGAGGAAUGAAAAUAACCGAAGAGACCGUAGGAGCAGUUCUUCAAGUCGCGAUGAAGAAUUCCAUAUGAUGAAAAGAAAGAUAGCCCAACUUCAGCAAGAGGUCAACAUUCUCAAGCGAAAAAGAACGGUGAGUCCUGGAUACGAAGAAAGAGACGACGGUUUUCAAAGGAGAAAAGAAAAAUGGCUGAGAGAACGGUUCGGUCGAUACGGCAAUUCUUCCGGCAGCGACAACGAAGAAAGGUUCGCAAAUAGACGACUUGCUAACGUGGAGCAAAAACUUGAAGAACUCAUCUUUCUCGAAAAAAGAAACAAAAUCAACCGCGGUCCAUCGUUUGAGAAGACUCCAGCGCAAUCGCGAAGAACAUACUCUGCACCUUUCCCACCCUUCAGACCUAAAGGCGAUGAGUCAGAAUCAUUCGAAGAUCGGUCUUAUUCAACCGAUCCGAAACUAAGAAGCGAAAUACGACGCACGUAUUCAGAUGAUCUACGCUGUUUUUACUGUAAAAUCUUAGGACAUAUAUCAAGAGAUUGCUGGUUUCGUCAACGAGAUUUCGGCUACGAGACUCCAUUGGAUUAUUUGGGAUAUGAGCGGCGAGAGAGCAGAUCCGGCGUUCGUGAUUCUUGAAGCCCAGAAAUCGAUGUAAGUAAAUGUUACAAAAUCAGUGAUGAUUACUCGAAGCUUCGAUAUUGUACUUUAGUCUUUAACAUUAAGUUUUGUAUACCUAUAACCUAGAUAUUAAAAAAGGACGUAUUUUUUC
Planococcus citri (citrus mealybug) is the source of this 1108-nucleotide messenger RNA. RefSeq lists its product as uncharacterized. The coding region runs from base 310 to 975 and encodes 221 amino acids. The transcript is spliced from 4 exons. NCBI's taxonomy places the organism in Eukaryota, Metazoa, Arthropoda, Insecta, Hemiptera, Pseudococcidae. The record is from RefSeq and is a predicted model, not a curated record. Gene Ontology annotation, molecular function: zinc ion binding; nucleic acid binding.